AUGUACAGAUCAGAAAUUCUCGCCGCCCUUGAAAAGCUUCGAAUCUCCAUCUACAGCCUGCAAUCUUCCUUCGAGGCAAAUUUUCUGGCCACCAACAAGUUUCCUCAAGCUACUGCUCCAGAUGUGUGUUGGUCUCCAUCCUCUUCGCCACCACCCCCAAACGUGCCGCCUUCACUUCCAAUACUGCCAACACCACCGCCACUGUACCUCGGGCACACCCUUGCCACAUGGUCGUUCUCACCGCACUUGAAGCAACCGCUGCCGCUGUCAACACCACCGCCGCUGCCACCGCUAGUUCUCCAACCUCCGCUGCAGAUACCUCCUGAUGUACUGCCUUCACUCACAAUGCCACCAACACCACCAUCGAUAACUACUUCGGUGAGUCCUCCGCCAAUUCUUGGCAGUCGAUUUUGGUUACUCGUCGGUUCUAAGGAUGAGAUUGUGGUCGAUGUUUUUGGACCCAUAUUUGAUGCUAUUGCGAAAGUUUUAACCGCCGGCGUCUCUAGUUUUUACCGGUCCAUGGCUGUUUUUGCCGGUCAAGAGGUUCGGCUAGAUGGUGAACCGCCGCCGGAUCCGUUAGGCGUAUCCAGCCGAUCAGUUCUUGAGUUAGUUUGCUGGAACUUUUGUCGAGCACGUGGUGGGCAUAAAUGUAUCAAGCUUUCCAAUCAGUUCACCUUGCGGACAAGGUGA
This is a messenger RNA of Salvia miltiorrhiza (redroot sage), 690 nucleotides long. RefSeq lists its product as uncharacterized. The record is from RefSeq and is a predicted model, not a curated record. The transcript has a single exon. Bases 1 to 690 code for a protein of 229 amino acids. Lineage: Eukaryota; Viridiplantae; Streptophyta; Magnoliopsida; Lamiales; Lamiaceae.